GGGGGGGGGUUAUAAAGGGUUAAUAAUACAAUUGUAGUUGUGUGUCAGAUGCUUUUUACUGUCUUGGUAGAUUAACAUGUCUUUUAGCAUUUUAACAAAAAAUGAACGUCUUUAGCAUUUUACAAGUAGGAGUACAAGAAAUGUCGCUUUAAAACUGGUCAAGCUUUAUGUUGGGUUUUUUGUUUGGCCCCCAUUUCCAUAAAAGUUGCCUGUCCCUGCUUUAGGCUAAUCCCUUUCCCCCCGCGAUUGGAAAGGCCCUCCAACACAUCUGUAAGACUUCUGUCAUUCUGGGAAACUUUGUAUUUGCAGCUGUGAGAGUGCAAUGUUCGUCACAGAUCUGGAUGCGAUUGGCCUUUUGGUAUUCGACUGGUUUAACCCUUCAGCAUGGCUGACAUGGAAGUGGCUCUCUCCCCUGCGCAGAUUGAGGCACUUCACCUCAGUCCGUCUUUGUCUCCUGCCUCCACAUUUUCCUGCCCUUCCUCUCCUGGAUCCUCUUCAUCCUCCUGCUCUGACUGCUCCCUGGACUGCCCCAACCACCAGCAUGAUUCCUCCAGCAGCCCCAGAAGCUCUAGCAGCCCCAGAAGCUCUAGCAGCCCCAGAAGCUCCAGCCCCAGCGGUUGCAGCAGUGGCAGUGAUGGCACGCGGGGCUGCAGUCCUCCCCUGGACUUGUGUGAGGACGCUGCUGUGGACCUGGACUUGGUCAUCGACCCGGAAGUGGCCCUCAAGGCUUGUCACGAGGUCCUGCAGAAGGUCAAACUCCUGAAGGUUGAGGAAGAACCGGAAAUAUUGGAAAAGUGCGCCUCGCAACGGCAUCUGCCCAAUGGAACAAUAUACCUGGAGUCUUGUGACACGGUCUUGGUUAAAGAAAAGGGAGUGCUGUCUGAUCCUCCUCAACCAAUGAAGCUGACGUGCCAACAGCCUUGUAAUAAAGGUUCCAUUAAAGAAGAGGAAGAAGAUGAAAUGUGUGAUCUUCCUCGACAUAUUCCCUGUGACACAGGCUUAAUUAAAGAAGAAGGAGAUGAUGACAAAGAGGAGAAAGGAGAGCCCCAUCCUCCCCAACAAACGAUGCGGAGGUGUCCUCAUCCCCGACAGCCAAACAACGACCAGUCCUCGGCGGCGGCCAAGCAGUCCCUGCUCUUGCGGCUGUUUGAGUCGAAGCUCUUUGACGUCUCCAUGGCCAUCUCCUAUCUCUACAAGUCCAAAGAGCCCGGCGUCCAGGCAUACAUCGGCAACCGCCUCUUCAGCUUCUCGGACGACGAAGUGGACUUCCACCUGCCCCAGCUGCUCAACAUGUACGUGCACAUGGACGAGGACAUGGGCGACGCGAUCCGGCCGUACGUGGUCCACCGCUGCCGCCGGAGCAUCGCCUUCUCCCUGCAGACGGCCUGGCUUCUGGGCGCCUACUCCUCCGACAUGCACAUCUCUACGCAGCGCCACUCGCGUGGCACCAAGCUGCGCAAGCUGAUCCUCUCCGAUGAGCUGAAGCCCCACGUGGCCUCUAAAGGGGUCACCCCGACUGAUGCUGGCGGCUGCCCCGGGCUACGGGACUGCUCCCGAAUUCACCACCAUCACCAGCGACACACGGGGGAGCCAUCCCCAGGCCCUGAUAACCAGGUUGUCCCUGCUGAUGCCUACCUCUCACCUUCCAAACGGACGCACCAGCGUUCCAAGUCGGACGCCACACAUUGCACGAGCCUGGGGACUAGCCUGAAGAGAACAGCCAGCAACCCCAAGGUGGAAUGUGGCUAUGAUGAGCCGUUGCGUCUGACGCCUCAGAGGGAGUUCAUUAAGUCCCUGAUGGGCAUCGGGAAGCGUCUGGCCACUCUGCCCACCAAGGAGCAGAAGACCCAGCGGCUCAUCUCGGAGCUGUCGCUGCUCAACCACAAGCUGCCUGACCGCGUCUGGCUGCCCACUGCGGCCUUUGACCACCAUGUGGUGCGUGUGCCCCACACACAGGCUGUGGUGCUCAACUCCAAAGACAAGGCCCCUUACAUCAUCUACGUGGAGGUUUUGGAGUGCGAGAGUUUUGAGGCGUCUGGGGUUCCUGCGCGCAUCCCGGAGACGCGCAUCCGCAGCGCCCGCUCGGCUGACAACCUCCUCCCGGAGAGCGUGGCCAUCACGGCCGAGCAGCGCGCCGGCAGCUUCUCCACUGUGCCUAACUAUGACAACGACGACGAGGCCUGGGCUGUGGACGACAUCGGCGAGCUGCAAGUGGAGCUCCCAGAAGGCCACACCAGUAGCAGUGACAACAUCUCCCAGUUCUCUGUGGACAGCAUCACCAGCACCGAAAGCAAGGAGCCAGUCUUCAUAGCCGCCGGCGACAUCAGGCGACGCCUGUCGGAGAACCUGGCCCACACACCUACAACGUUCCGAAGAGAUCCAGAGGACCCUUCCGCUGUGGCGCUGAAGGAGCCCUGGGAGGAGAAAGUCCGACGGAUACGGGAGGGCUCCCCCUAUGGGCACCUACCGAACUGGCGGCUACUGUCGGUCAUCGUGAAAUGCGGGGACGACUUGAGGCAGGAGCUGCUGGCCUUCCAGGUCCUCAGCCAGCUGCAGUCCAUCUGGGAGCAGGAGAGGGUGCCCCUUUGGAUCAAGCCCUAUAAGAUCUUGGUGAUGUCAUCGGACAGUGGGAUGAUCGAGCCUGUGCUGAACGCUGUCUCUCUGCACCAGGUAAGGAAACAGAGCCAGCUGUCUCUGCUGGAUUACUUCCUGCAGGAGCAUGGUAGCUACACCACAGAGGCCUUCCUUACAGCCCAGCGCAACUUCGUGCAGAGCUGUGCCGGCUACAGUCUCAUCUGCUACCUGCUGCAGGUCAAAGACAGACACAAUGGGAACAUCCUCCUGGACUCCGAGGGUCACAUCAUCCACAUCGACUUUGGCUUCAUCUUGUCCAGCUCGCCCAGAAACCUGGGUUUUGAGACCUCUGCAUUUAAGCUCACCAGCGAAUUUGUGGAUGUGAUGGGAGGCCUGGAUGGAGACAUGUUCAACUACUACAAGAUGCUGAUGCUACAGGGCCUGAUAGCAGCUCGCAAACAUAUGGAGAAGGUGGUGCAAAUAGUGGAGAUCAUGCAGCAAGGUUCUCACCUGCCCUGCUUCCACGGCUCCAGCACCAUCCGCAGCCUGAAGGAGCGAUUCCACAUGAGCCUGACCGAGGAGCAUCUGCAGGUACUGGUGGAGCAGAUGGUGGACGGCUCCAUGCGCUCCAUCACCACCAAGCUCUACGACGGCUUCCAGUACUUCACCAACGGCAUCAUGUGAACAGAUGCCCAACAUCACAUCGGAAAGCAAGCAAUCAUGGGCGCGCACACACACACACACAUACACGUCACGGAUGUGGGCAGCAGACCUAUGAAAUGGGACUCAAGGGGAAGAUUAGUGCUGCAGGACCUAUUUGCAAACUCUGUUUUAGACGGACCACCGUUCCGUCGUCCUUCUUUUGGCCUUGUAGAAGGGGAGUAUGUACCUUCUCUCCCUCUGGUCCGUAUAUCCACAGGACUUUUACCGCAUUGACUGUUUUGAAACCGGGAAUAACGCACAGUUAAUCAGACGCUCGACAAGGAUGAAGUAUUAAUAUUGGAGGAGGUACUUCAUUGGAUGUGGGGAGGGUCCUAUAAUCAGACUUUUUUUCAAGAGUGGACGAAAGAGAAAUAGCUGCUUGUUGUCCUGUUUAUUGAUUCUACAAGAGAGGAUGACAUAGUAGUAUGUAUUGUAAAUGUACCUAUUUUUGUUGUUCUUUGUUAGCAAAAUGUACAUCGAGAAGAGCCACUAUCAAUGGAUAAAGAAAGCACAAGACAUCAUUUGCUGAGGUUUUCUAAUGGACAUUUUCUUUGUUCUCUGAAACGUCUGUGGUUGUCAGGACUGAGCCAGCCUGAAGAGGGGGAGACUAUGAAAACCCCUAGUGUGUGUGUUGAAAACAAUGCUAUUACAAUGUUAUGAAGAUUGUUUAAAAACGAACUGGAAGUUUUCAGUGAACUAGGACCAACGCAUCUCUUAUUAGUGGGCCAAGCAUGCUACAAAGCUGCCUGUUGCAUUUAUUCUGUUCCCAUCUUUGAUAAUAGAAACUGUUUCAUUUCAGUCUAAGUUUCAGACAACAUCUGGGCUCUUUAUUAAAACAUCUGUACCACGCUUGGUGUUACGGAUGAAAACGUCAAUAUAAAACAAAAUCUACGUCAAUUCAACUGAAAUAGAAAAACUAUCUAGGGACGUGUCCUUACUGAAUAUGCCCUUGGCUUCAUGGUCAACCUAGGAUGUGAAACCACCAGGAAAGAGCAGAACACUUUUCCAGUGUACACUGAUGAGCCAAAACAUUAUGACCACUUGCCUAAUAUGCUGUUGGUCCUCCAUGCCGAUCCUUCAAGUCCUGUAAGUUGCGAUGUGGAGCCACCAUGGAUCAGACUUUUUGGUCCAGCACAUCCCACAGAUGCUCGAUUGGAUUGAGAUCUGGGGUAUUUGGAAGCCAGCGCAGCACCUUAAACUCUUCAUCAUGUUCCUCAAACCAUUCCGGAACAAUGCGUGCAGUUUAGCGGGGCAAAUUAUCCUGCUGAAAGAGGCCACUGCUAUCAGGGUAUACUAUUGCAAUGAAAGGGGUGUACCAGGUCUGCAACAAUGUUUAGGUAGGUGAAACAUGUCCACAUGAAUGCCUGGACCCAUGGUUUACCUAGAACAUUGUCCAGAGGACCACACUCCCUCCACUGGCUUGUCGUCUUCCCACAGUGCAUCCUGGUGCCAUCACGUCCCCAGGUAAACGGCGCACACAUAGGCGGCCAUCCACGUUAUGUAAAAGAAAACGGGACGCGAUGCACUGUGUUGUGACACAUUCCUCCUGCAACCAUUAUUGAAUUGUCAUACCAAUUUGGCCCUUGUCAAAGUCGCUCAGGUCUUUACUCCUGCCCAUUUCUCCUACAUCAAACACCUUGACUAUGAGAAAUGAUUGUUUGCUUACCAUCUAAUCUUCCCAGAGCUUCUCAUGUGCCCUUGUUAGGAGAUAAUCUACGUUAUUCGCUUCACCUCUGAAUGAUCGCAAUGUUUUGGCUAAUCAGUGUAUAUGCCGACCGCGGCAUACCAACCCUUACUGUCUGGGCCUUUGCUAAUGUCACUCUUUUGAACUACCAUACUUGAAUGAACGCUAGUGUAGUGAUGAGCCUCGUGCACUUAAUGACGGUUCAUAUUUUGAACCAAAAUGGCUACCUGUGGUGAAAUUUACAAAAUGGUGGCGAUGGAUUUAUGCAAAAUAUUACAAACAAAAAAACAUUGAUGUUCCACUAAUGUAAGUGUUUAACCUCUAACAAAAUGUAGAUAGUAAUGCGUUUAUUAUUGUAUGUGUGUUAACUUGGGUUGCAUAUUUAAUAACUGCUCAACAUGUUCCUCGGUUUGGCUCCGAAGCAUUCCUGUGACUAACUUGGACCAAUCUGGACAGGGUUGGCCUUGAGUAGACAUUGUAAAUAAUAGGAGUGAUGAUUUCAUUCCUCUGUCUGUUUGUCUUUGUCUGUUUAUUUCUCCCUGUCUAAAACCAGUAUCUCUCACAACUUGACUUUCUUUUAUAUGAUACUCGACAACAACCCAUGGUUUCUCUUUUUUGCGGUCUCUGACACAAACAUAUUCAGUAUUGGAGACAUUUCAAGAACUACAGGCUUGGGUAGCCUUUAACAUGAACUGCUCAAGUCUUGUCGUUAAAAGCUAUGUCCUAUGUGGGUGGCUUUUAUGUGUAACAAACGUGCAUUUCUCUCCGGAAAUGCGGUCAUCCCAUGAGCAGACUGAUGCAUUGAGAGGUGUAACAGUCAUAAAAAGUGGCGAGGCAGGAAGUGAAGAUUUGAGCACACCUGCUUGCUGUUGUCUAAAUAUUUCAUUUGCCUUUCCCUCGAUUCCUACCCAAGCAUCAUUCUGUAUGAUUAUGUAAAUAACUCUGAAGUGCAUUUAUCUUUGUUUGUGUGUUCUGUCAGUCAAAACUGAGAGUUGAUUUUGACGUCUCCUAAAUCAGAACCACAAAGAAACAGACUAUUGUCCAUGUACAGUAUUACACCAGCUAAAGGCUUGUCUGUUCAGACGACCAUGAGGUCAAGUGGUAGUGCAGAACAAUGUUCAGACCACUGCAGACACAUCCAUUGUAUGGAUCAGAUAUGUUCUAUUUAUAAAGUAUCUGUUCAAUGCAAGGUGUGCCUCCGACAGUCUGAAGCUAUACCCCCCUGAAAAAGGAAUGGUCUUGAAUAAAAUUUUCUUACUGUUAGCACCAACCCAAUUCUUAUUCCAGUAAAUCUUUAAAGACGUUUAGAAUGUACUUGUCCACUUUGUUCAUAAGUCUAACUAACACUCAUUAAGAAACUUCCCAUGUUUGACAUUUCGGUACAGAUUUAUCAUGUUGAGACUAAAUGCAUGACUCAUUCAAUAAAUCGCUUUUUUUUCCAUUUG
This is a messenger RNA of Esox lucius (northern pike), 6405 nucleotides long. RefSeq names its product phosphatidylinositol 4-kinase beta. Gene Ontology annotation, cellular component: cytoplasm; membrane. Bases 385 to 3258 code for a protein of 957 amino acids. Gene Ontology annotation, molecular function: 1-phosphatidylinositol 4-kinase activity. The record is from RefSeq and is a predicted model, not a curated record. The transcript has 12 exons. Gene Ontology annotation, biological process: phosphatidylinositol phosphate biosynthetic process; phosphatidylinositol-mediated signaling. NCBI's taxonomy places the organism in Eukaryota, Metazoa, Chordata, Actinopteri, Esociformes, Esocidae.